UUUGAGGCAAGUUCGUCGAGGUUUUGAACGGGUUCCAGUGGUGCCGUCCUGCUGCUGCUGCUGUGGUCGCUGAGUGCGGUGUGUCAGUCACUAUGGCGCUAUUAGGGCUGAUGCGGGUCCUGAGUCUGAAGGCUGGGAGAGCUGGGGUGCAGAGGGUGUGCUGUCAGGGCAUCCACCUGGGAAGCGUUCUGCUCCGAGACACUCCUCCUCCAAGACCUGUCACUUCCACUAGUUAUGUCCACGGUACAUCGGAAAUACCACUAACCAACAGGACUAUGCAGCAGUGUCUGUACGACACCACUCAACGAAUCCCAGAUGAUGAGGCUGUUGUAGUUGUGCAAAGCGCCACCAGGAAAACAUUCAGCCAACUCAGCAAAGAUGUAGAGACAGUGGCUGCUGGGCUUUUAGCACUAGGCCUGAAGAAAGGAGAGCGUCUGGGAAUGUGGGGGCCAAACAGCUAUGAAUGGGUUGUUAUACAGUAUGCAACGGCUCAAGCUGGGAUCAUAUUGGUAUCUGUGAAUCCAGCAUAUCAAUCAAAUGAAGUGGAAUAUGUUCUCAGAAAGGUUGGCUGUUCUGCCCUUGUGUUCCCGUCACAGUUUAAAACACAGAAAUACUAUGAACUAUUUAAGCAGGUUUGUCCAGAGAUAGAACAUUCACCAGCAGGUGGCAUUAAGAGUAAGACACUCCCAGACCUACGCAUUGUGAUAACCUUGGACAAGAAGUAUCCAGGUGCUUUUCAGUUUCAGGACGUGAUUGAUGCUGGAAGCUCUCAGUAUGUAAAUCAGCUGCAUGAUUUGCAGAAGACAUUAUCCUGCGAAGAUCCCAUCAAUAUUCAGUUUACUUCGGGUACAACUGGAUAUCCCAAAGGAGCGACUCUGAGCCAUCGCAACAUUGUAAACAAUGCGACUUUUGUUGGGAUGAGAUAUGGCUAUAACUGGAGGAAGGGAGACCGGGUAGCUCUUCCAGUACCCCUGUAUCACUGCAUGGGCUCCGUUCUUGGCAGUCUUAUAAUGGCUGUCUAUGGUCCCACGCUGGUCUUGCCAUCUCCAACUUUUGAAGCCCGAGCUGUGCUGGAGGCCAUUUCAGCAGAGAAAUGUACAAGUUUUUACGGGACCCCUACAAUGUACGUAGAUAUGUUGGGGCAGCCAGACUAUGCUUCUCUUACAUCUACCCUCAUUAAUGGAGUUAUUGCUGGAUCCAUUGCUCCCCCUGAAAUUGUAAGGAAACUUGCAACAGAAACCAACAUGAGAACUAUCUUGAUCGGCUACGGCACAACAGAAAACAGCCCUGUCACUUUCAUGGGUUUCCCUUAUGAGGAUCUUUUCCGCAAGACCAAUACUGUGGGGCAUAUCAUGCCCCAUACUGAGGCAAAAAUAGUCAAUACCAACACAGGCGAGAUAGUUCCACUUAACAGCCCCGGGGAACUAUGGAUUAGAGGUUACUGUGUAAUGUUGGGUUACUGGGCAGAUGAAGACAAAACCAAGGAGACAAUCACCCCUGAAAGAUGGUAUAAAACGGGAGAUAUUGCUACCAUGGAUGAAUUUGGAUACUGUCAAAUUGUUGGGCGCUGUAAAGAUAUGAUUAUCCGAGGGGGUGAAAAUAUAUAUCCAGCUGAAAUAGAGCAGUUCUUGCACACACAUCCCAAAAUCAUGGAAGCCCAGGUCAUUGGAGUGAAGGAUAAGCGAAUGGGGGAAGAACUUUGUGCUUGUCUCAAAAUUCAUCCGAAUGAGCAGUGUACUCCAGAGGAAAUCAAGCAGUUCUGCAAGGGAAAGAUCUCUCAUUUUAAGAUUCCUCGUUACAUUGUCUUUGUAAAUGAAUAUCCUCUAACAGUUUCUGGAAAGAUACAAAAAUUCAAGCUGAAAGAAGCAAUGGAGAAGCAGCUGGGAUUAUGAAGAGGAGUUACUCACAUCUCUGAUUGUCCUUCACUGUCCUAAUAUAUGUCAGUGUUGCCUUAGGGGCAUCCCCACUCCUAUGCUCUAUUCUUUUCUUUUCUGCUGUUUUCGUUGGCACCCUCAGCUUCUAUAAAGUGGUGAAUACCUAUAGAUGACUUAACUGUGAACCCAUGAAAAUUGUACAUCUCGCCCACCGUCAGCCUUCAGCAGGGCCGGACUGCCCAUCUGGCACAUCUGACAAAUGCCAGAAGGACCGAUGGGCCAGUGCUGUCGAGAGAGAACCAGGAAGGCCGCGUGCAGCGCAGCUUCUGGCUCUCUGGUUUGUCCCUCGCUGCCACCCGUAGUGCUGAGUUGCUAAGCACCCCAUUUGCGCCACGCGGGCACACGGAUUCAAGGGACGAAAAAAGGUCCCAGUCCGUCCCUGGUCUUCAGCAUGGUUCUGACUGCAUGAAUGUAUGGCUUGCACAGACCAAACUGCCCAAGCUAUUUCCCUGCAGCCCUGUGAUCAGUGAUGUGACAGCUGCCACUUUACCCAGACCAUAUUGUACAUAUAGAUCUGAACACUUACAUUACGUACAUAAGAGGAUAAAGGUCAGGAGACAUUCUCUAUACUUCAUUUCCUGUGACUGCAAAUUGUACUUUCAAAGGAAAAAUAUCAGGCUACUUUAAUUUGUAUUGUUAACUAUUGAUUAUCAUCAUGACCGUCCAUUUAUUACAGUAUGUGCCUUCCCAUUAGACUGUACAACGAUGUCGUCAUGUCUCAGUCACAGGUUAUCCUAUAUACUUCCCCAGCAGUGUAUUGCUGUGUUUUCCAUCACAAUGCUAAGUUUCCACUUUAUUCCUAUGGAUAAAAAAAAAAUGAGAGAGAAUGUAGUUUUGCAGACUUUGAAGUCUGUUUAUCAAAGUGCAAAUUAGUUGCAUACAAGGUUUUCUAGACAAGGUGCUAAUGCAUUGCUCAAGGGGGACUUUGGGAUGUGCUUAAGCUAUGAAUACACCUAAGUGCCUAGAGUGGGUACAGCACACUCAGAACUAUCUGUAUACCUUUUUAUCUAGGACAGGAAACACCUCUUUGCACUUGAGUGGUAAGCUUUUCUAUACCAUUUAAUAUUGCAUUACAAAGAAGUCUAAUUAAUGAGGACAUUGGCAUGCUGUGUAAGGCUGUCUUUAUCAACAUUUGGCCGGAAUAGAAAAGGCGAUAGGACAUCUUUACAUUGAAGAUCACGGGUUGGGGCUGUAAUACCGGCAGUCGGCAUCCCAGAAGCCAGCAUACCAACCCCGGGUUCCCGGCUGGCAGAAUGCCGGCUGCGCUUGCCACAGGCUCCAUUUCCCCUCUAUGGGAAUAGUACGAGUGGGAAUAGCCCCUGGUAGCCGGCAUUCCAGCUGUUGGCACUAUCAGUGGUCGGGAUUCCGGUGUUGGUAUCCUGACUGCCGGCAAAUCAACUACUUCCCAAGAUUACUUUAACUAACUUUGGAAAUGAGUAUACUUGGAGUUACCCUGAAGGCAGCAGUGCUGACUUCCUAUAUGGAGAUGUACCUGGUUCUCAUGUUACUCCUAUCUCUGCUGCUCACCAGCCUCUUGCACAUUCCAGUCAGCAAGUUUGCAUAGUGUGAGCAUCUGUAAAAUGUGGCACAUACAUACUGCUUUUGGCUCAACCCUUUCAGUAGCGAGGAAGAAAACACUGACAUCUUUCAUCAUUAGCUAUUUUGUUUUGAAAACACAAAGUAUUUUUUGCAACUUGAAAAAUUUGGUAUCAAAUUGAACAUUUUCAAUUGAAAACCUUUUUAACAAAAAUUGUGGACAAAUUACAUAUAUUUAAGACCUACCUUAUCAUUUGUUGCAGGGCCUCAAAGAAUCUGUAGUCUCUAUUUAAUGGCAACAUAUGUACCAGAACAAUACAAGUUAUACAAUAAGAUAUAAUUUUCUUUUAAAUGCACCACAUUUUACAUUUUCCACCUUACAGUUCUUUUCCAAUCCAAUGCAGCAAAUAGGUCAAUAAAACACAAACACGCUUUUGAUGCACAGGACCUUUUGUUUUCAUCACAACAGAUUUUUACAUAUCAUUUCAACUCCUUCUCUUCAUAUGUGCUGAGGCUCCUUGUCUUUCAUAAUGUCACUACUCUAUGCGGGAUAUUCGGUUAGGGGCGAUGGGCACAGUGUGCCAGCAUUCUGGCCUAUCUCUGGGAUCUGGCACCACUGUCAUAGAAGAGAUGCGCAGAAGAAUCUGCGAUAUUAGGCACCAGAAUUAGAGGGAUGUGUGCAGCCACAUAUCGCAAACCACACAUUGCCAUUAAUUGAUUACUCCCUGUAUAUCUCUUUCCUAAAUCUUUUUGCUGGUUACUGCUUCAUAUACUAUAACAAGUUGCUAUAACAAGUUAUUUCCUUCUCGCAUAUCUAUUUUCUAACCACCCCUCCAUCCCAUAUUGUUCUGUUGCCUUUGGAUGUCAGGUUUCUUGAAACAAGGUUUAAUCCAUUGUUCAUGAAAGACCUUGGGAUGGUUAAGCUAUAUAUGCUCCUAAAUGCCCUAUACUGUGAGUGCUAGGUCACCAUGUGCUACCUUCUAUGGAGCAGCUAUAGGCAUUGUAUGGUGCUCCACAUUCGGCCAUGCAUCUGUUAGCAGAAUGUGCCCUUGUUCUCUGCCUAUAAUGGUUCCCCGAGCCUGUGGCACCAGUACCUUUAUGCCAUGCAGUCUGGAAAGUGCAGUAUAUAAAACAAACCUUUAGAUGCAGAACUCACUCUGCAGGGACAGAUAAAUCACUAGCUUUCCAGCCGUGACAUAUGAAAAUUAUUUUAAUACCGCUGUUUAUAACAUGCACAACAUAGAGAGAAAUGUGUCUGCCACCUACUCUGGAAAAUGGCAUACCUUCUGCUGUCAUAGACUUAUCUUUGGCAUUAGGUCAAUUUGUAUUGGACUGGAAGUAGAAUACCAGCAAAGUGGCAACCAUCGAAGGAACAACGAUUUGUAUCUGGCACAAACUAGUAAUAACUAGCUGGAGUUUUAGAAAAUGUUUUUGAUUGUUUCAGUUUUUAAUAAAAGUCCUGUAUUAAUUUGA
This is a messenger RNA of Pseudophryne corroboree (corroboree frog), 4943 nucleotides long. It is a transcript of the gene ACSF2, whose product is annotated as acyl-CoA synthetase family member 2. Gene Ontology annotation, biological process: fatty acid metabolic process. The record is from RefSeq and is a predicted model, not a curated record. Gene Ontology annotation, molecular function: medium-chain fatty acid-CoA ligase activity. The transcript is spliced from 16 exons. Bases 93 to 1892 code for a protein of 599 amino acids. NCBI's taxonomy places the organism in Eukaryota, Metazoa, Chordata, Amphibia, Anura, Myobatrachidae.